Mauremys mutica (yellowpond turtle) is the source of this 1643-nucleotide messenger RNA. RefSeq names its product adhesion G protein-coupled receptor G5 (gene ADGRG5). The transcript has 9 exons. Lineage: Eukaryota; Metazoa; Chordata; Testudines; Geoemydidae. Gene Ontology annotation, cellular component: membrane. The record is from RefSeq and is a predicted model, not a curated record. The coding region runs from base 18 to 1241 and encodes 407 amino acids. Gene Ontology annotation, biological process: cell surface receptor signaling pathway; adenylate cyclase-activating G protein-coupled receptor signaling pathway. Gene Ontology annotation, molecular function: G protein-coupled receptor activity.
UCAGAACCCAACACUCCAUGCGUUUCCCAGCUGAACUGAUGAAGAAAAGCCGGAGGCGAGCAGCAGAAAUGAAACUUGUCUGCAUUUAUCUCAACACCCCUGGCCUGUUCCAGGAUGGGAAGAAUAGCUCCCUACUGAACAAUGACAUCUUAGGGGCCACCCUUGAAAACACCAGCGUCACCAACCUCACUGAGCCUGUGGAGAUCCGGUUCUGGCAUAACCAAACGCUGGAUAACUCUAAUGCGAGCUGCGUCUUUUGGGUGGAAGGAACAGAAAACAGCAGCCUUGGGAACUGGAGCAGCGCUGGCUGUGAGACCACCCACUGCAAAGACAUUGUGCUGUGCCAGUGUAAACACCUCACCUACUUUGCCGUGCUGCUGAAAAUCUCCUCAGCGCCCAUAGACGAGGCCAUCCUGGCUCCUCUGACCUACAUCUCCAUGGUGGGCUGCAGUGUCUCAGCUGCUGCCUCGCUUCUCACUGUCCUUCACUACCUCACCUCCAGGAAAAAGAGCAGAGAUUAUACAACCAAAAUCCACAUGAACCUGCUGGGAGCCCUCUUCUUGCUGAAUGUCUUCUUCCUGCUCAGUGGGCCCCUGGCCCUGGUUCAGUCCACAUGGCUCUGCAGAGGCACUGCCGCCUUCCUCCAAUACUCCCUGCUCUGUUGCUUGACCUGGAUGGCCAUCGAGGGCUUCCACCUCUACCUGCUCUUGAUCAAAGUCUACAACGUGUACAUCAGGAGAUAUGUCCUCAAGCUGUGCGCCGUUGGCUGGGGACUGCCAGCCUUAACUGUGGUUAGCAUUCUCAUCUUCAAGGAAGAGACAUACGGGCUGCACAUAAUUGAAACCGACACGGGCUACAACAAUACAACUAUGUGUUGGAUCACAGACAAGGCCCAGGAUGUUCAUUACAUCCUCAACGUGGGCUAUGCUGGUAUCACCGUACUCUUCAACAUGGUCAUCUUAGUCACCAUCAUGAGGAUGCUGAGAAAAUUGAGAUCCAACAUGAACAGUCAGAAAGAACAAGUGAAGAAGGAUCUGGUGACAGUGCUGGGACUGACGUGCCUGCUAGGAACAACCUGGGCACUGGCCUUCCUCAGUUUCGGUGUCUUCUUGAUUCCUCAGCUCAUCCUCUUCACUAUCAUCAACUCCUUCCUGGGGUUCUUCAUCUGCCUCUGGUACUGCACUGUCCGCCGCCAGCCGGACCCCAGCCCCUCCACCGGGAGUUCUCAGAUGACAAAAUAACCAGGCCAGCCAGCUAGACUGUGCUCCCAAAGGGGCACAGCUCACCCCCCCAGGAGCAGACUCACUUGCUGGAACUGGCCUGCCCCGGUUGCCCCAGGCAGGUCUGCGCUUCCGAUGGGGGAUUUAGCAAGGAAAGAGACACACUCCUCAGUGCCUUCACACACGUGGCAGCAAACAGUGCGACAAUGAGCCUUCAAAGCAGCUUAUGCAGAGUUGUCGAGAAGCUGAACAGGACCUGGGUGAGACUGAGGGGUAACAGAACAGUCACUCUCACAACACAGGGAAUUGCUGUUCCCUAGGGGCUAGUCCACACUUACCGCCCGGGUCGACGCGGUGAGUUCGACUUCUCGGAGUUCGAACUAUCGCGUCUGAUCUAGACGCGAUAGUUCGAACUCCGGAAGC